Molecule: messenger RNA, 14513 nt
Organism: Cephus cinctus (wheat stem sawfly)
Lineage: Eukaryota; Metazoa; Arthropoda; Insecta; Hymenoptera; Cephidae
Gene: ldd
Exons: 47
Coding region: 977-13684 (4235 amino acids)
Biological process (GO): lipid transport; transmembrane transport
Cellular component (GO): membrane; intracellular membrane-bounded organelle
Molecular function (GO): ABC-type transporter activity; ATP hydrolysis activity; ATP binding
Source: RefSeq, a predicted model, not a curated record
AAUGAAAAUCCCAAUGAGAAUUUUGUACUGUAUUAAUAUUAAUAACAAACAGUGGGAACAAUAAAAGCCCACCUAAUCGAACAAACUAUUGUACGUCAGUUGCAUAAUUAAAUUCCAAUUUCGAGCGGAUAUUCGAGAGUGCUCUUACGAGCGUUACGUUUAAUUUGAAUUAUCGUCAUGUUACAAAAUAUCAGUGUAAAAUAUAUCACGUGUUAUAUCAUAUAAACAUAACGAGAAUAUGCAUAAUAUUUUUUAAAAAUUGAAGUAAACUUUUUAUUAAUGCGUGAUCCCACCGUAUAUGAAUCAGUUGCUACGAGUUCGUCUCUAACGGCCAACGUCGCGACGUUGCAGAGUCACAAGGACGCACGGAAGACCAGGUACCCUAGUUCGGUCUUUGUGACUUUACUAUCAGUUUCGAAAGGUGCAUCGGCAUGCAUACAACGCGUCGUUACUAUCCUUCUCUGUUGCUGUCUUCUUCGCGCGUAGUCAUAACAGCAAUCGGUAGCUAUAGGUUUGCAUUCCUUUCUUUUUUUACCCCAUACGCUCUGGGAAGGUCACAGGCAUUCAGACUUUGUUUCGCACGCCUAUUUGAAACUUCGAUAGGUCGGAAUCUCCGCGUAGAAACUCUGUAAAUAAUAUGUGAAACAGUUGUGAUUCUCCGUUAUGCGAUUGACAACUCAAUUAUACAAAAUUCAAGUUCCUGUAUGUUGUCUGGUGCUAGUGUUGUGUUUUGAAAAAGCCACGUGUCUGCCGGUAAAACUUUUUAACAAGUGUCACGCAAACUUCGACAGUUUGGAUUAAUCAAUAUAUUACCGGACGCUUGAUAUCAUUGAUAUUACUGUAUUUCAUUGAACUUAUUGACCCCGGUUGAAGUCGACGGAUUCAACGAUUUCAUGGGCCCUGUCGUACUUGUUGAUCCUGCUAAAUCAAAGAAAUAUUUAUUGUUUGAAGUUACUGCUUGAAAGAUCAACCAAUAAUGGGGACUGGUCAAAUGGGCCUUCUCCUUUGGAAGAAUUACCUGGUGCGAAAGAGACAACCGGGAAUUCUGGGUCUGGUGUUUUUAUGGCCGAUAGCAAUCUUUCUACUUCUCUACACCGUAAGGCACAACGUUGAGCCCGAGUACAAUCCAACGUGUCAGUUUUCGGGACGGAUGCUGCCACAAAAUGGACUUCUUCCUUUUCUGCGAAGUUUUGUCUGCAGUAUUGGCAAUCCUUGUGAACCAUUGUCGGCGUAUGAGACAGUACCUAGUUAUAGAAAUGCCACGCUCGAACCACUUUUCGGAGAGUUAGAACCGCUGCUGGGAAAUGAUACUUUGGUGACUGUCAUAAAAAAUCUGCCAAAAGGCACAAAACUUUUGGAGUCUAUGGCUCAGACUUUCACUCAGCCGCACGUGAAACUUUUAUUUGAAAAGGGAAUACAUGUUGGUGAUUUGUUCCUGGAUCAUGAAUUCAUAAAAAGUCAUGUAAAAUCUCUUGGAUUGGGGAUACAGUCUGAUUUGAUUGAUGCGAUUUUGCAAAAUGCUACAAUAAAUUUGGCACCGCUGGUUGACAGUUUUGGCUCUACUGAUAUCGACGACAUACUAUGCUCCAGUGAAACUCUUGCCCAGUACUUAGUGGUACCUAAUGAUUUGGACCUAAACGAUGUCACCCAGGUUCUAUGUAAUCUUGAUUCCGUCAGGGUGGUCGCUUUGGUAAAUCAACUGACGCAUCAUCUGAACAUACAAAAAUUUUUGGAUACGCUCGAUCGCGCGAUGAGCAGAUUUCGGAAAUAUGAUUUUCUCAAUGAUUUGAGUCAUGCAGUUGAACAACUUCUACAAUUGAAGACAAUAGAACGCUUUGUUCCAUCUUAUUUGAAAUUAGAGCGAUGGCUUCCUUUUGUCAUUCCACUUUUUCGAAAUGUCACCUUUCGCGACAUGGAUUUGACUUUCAUCAAUAAAUCACUUGCUCUCCUAGAGCCGAUCUUCCAGAAUGAUCCGGAUUGGCCCGUGGUUCACCAUGCUUUAUCCAGCUUUAAUCAAUUCUUAACCACCCUUGAAGAAAUCCUUAGACAGUCGAAUCCUGCAUCUGAUCAGCAUCACUCUGGUCCAUCGUCUCUCACUGGUACUCAAUAUUCUACAAGAGAACGAAAAGAACUUCGUCACGAUAUUGGCAAGGCCUUUGAUUUGGCUUACGUAGUUCUAAUGGACGGUGUAACAUUGACCAACAGAUUGAUCGAUCAUCAUCAGAACGAGAUUGGAAAGGGAACUGAACUUCUCGAUGCUCUUCGAAAUAUUUUUCCAAAGAAUGUCUUAAAUCUGGCUACCUACUUUGUCUCUCUGACGGAGAAAAUCGUGAGGACGGUUGAGCACGUCGCGACGCUUUAUUCAGAGACACCAAGCAAACUCUAUAAAGUAUCGCUCAAGCAUAAGGAUCUUGUGAAGCGUAUCCUGGGAAGUCUCAAACCUACUUCUUUCGAGACUGUCGUUCGGUCCUUCUCGCACGCUAUGGUGGCCGAGCAUUUUAUCGAGGAAAUGGAUAAACUAAAGGAUGCUGGCCAAGCUAUUUGUGAAGACCACGUCUUCCGGGAAAUAUUUAAUGUCGAUGUACAGAAACACGAGAACGAUUCUGCUGUCUUAUUAAAAGAUCUCUUAUGCAAUAAUCAGACAAAGAAAUUCAUUUCAGAAAUAUACGAUUCUUUCGAGUUAGAUAAUUUUCAGGAUAUCGUCGUCAACACUCUGUCCACCUUUGUGACCAUGGCUUUCCAGCAACCUGUCGCUUUGGAAAAAUCAAACGUGACUUCCCUUUUGAGUAGCAUGAGAAAAUUAUUCGAGUACUUUGAUCGUGAAUCUGUAAUUUCGAUCGGAUCUAACGAGAACGAUUGGCAAGGUACUUUUGAUAUUUCUCAAGAGUGGAUGGAGAUCUUCAAGAAAAAUGAAGCUACGGGAAGACUUGACGUAUUAGCUGUACAUCUUGCAAUGGCGAAACUUAUGGGUUUACGCAGCUUGGCUUAUGUGAGUAUUAUACCGGAUCUCAAACGAAUGGAUGUACUGGCCGGAACCAUUUUGGAUGACGUUGAAAGUGAACCAAACCGCUGGAUCUUUGACGUUCGGAAUUAUCGAUCACAGCUUCUGAAUACAUUUUAUUUGACUCUUGCAAAUAGAGAAAAGGUCUUGAAAAUUCUGGAAUUAAAAAAUUUCACUCAAGCUUACUGCAAUGCAUCGAUUUCGAUAGAGCUUCUCGAAUAUCCUGAGUCAUCGAACGACGUGAUUCUUAAGAAAACAAUUUGCCGGCUUUCAUCACUUGUCGAGAUGAAUCUUGAUCGAAGCGUCACUGAUCUUGAUAAAUCUAUUUCCACAUUUAGUUUGAAAAAGUAUGAUUUUAAUUGGACUGCUUUCAAUGAUAAGACCAUUAAAAUUUACAAACAUAUUGAUUCCCUGCUUCACGAAGAAGAUCUAAAGAAUUAUGAACUGGAAGUCAUCGAAAGAUCCAGACAGAAGUUUAUUAAUGCGUGGACCGCCGACCUCAGCAUCCAAGACGCUUGGGAGAUCAGCAUUGGACUUAUCUGCAAGCUCUUCACCGUAAUGGAAAGUCCACUCUUCAACGUUCAGAGCAAAGUUACCUGGCGAAACUUGUACGCUUUGGCAUGGGCGACUGAUGUCAUUCAGGAACAUCUUGAGACUCUUCUUCAGCAUCUUCAAGAAAAGAAUUACUCUUUGGAGCUUUCGGAAGUUCUACGCGAAAUGCCACAGACAACAAUUGUGGCUAAGCUACUCCUGGAAAAUUUAGUUCCUAUCACUCUGGACAUCCUUGACACGAUUACCCUGAUGAGACCACUUCAUUUGUUUACAGGUAUCACUGAGUAUCAAAAUCAUGAACCAGAUUGGCCAUGUAUACGCAGUGAGAGUAUUGGUGAUGUACUUGAUCUGAGAAACGGAAGUCGACAGGUAGUCCGCGAGAUUGAAAGAAUCAGCUGCAAUCCAGGACUCUUUCUCAGGGAAUGGACCGACCAACCUGCAUUUACUAGACUACGUAAAAUCUGGGGAACCAACGAUAAGGACGAUAUUCAGAGUUUCGACUGGACUUUAGGUUACGUCAAAUUUCGACAUCUGGUGGCAAACAUGAGUACCUUUAUUGAAAAGUCUGACGGGCUAAUUCUACCAGAUAUGUCGCCAUCUUUUCCAGUCUACGUUAAUAAAUUUCUUCCGGAAGUGAAGAAGACUUUUGAGGAACGCUCAGAGCGUCCUGUGGGAGAGAGUGGCAAACGGACUCUUCUCGAGCUCAUGGAAUUUUUAGAUUUACAAAUUGAUAAGAGCGCCGAAGCCUUUCAACGCGAUGCGUCUGCGAGCGACGUGCUGACCAGGAGUUAUACAAAUAAUGGAAAAGGUCAAGACAAGUCAAUGACAAUGCAGGACAGAAUUUUGAUUCUGACAAAAUUCAUUUCACGAGCUCUCGACGAAAUUUCACGCGUCAUACUCAACAUUCUUCGCUCGCACAAGGAUAAAGCCAAACAAAAUGGCAGUAUCGAUGUUCUCUCUGUUCUCGGAUUUGCCGAUGAUAGUCCUGUUGCGAUUGCAUACCAUCGUUUUGCUGAAAUUCUGGCGACGCUUGUAAAUGGUCUCGAUGACCCUAAGUUUCUCACGCUAAUUAGAUCAGACUCGGCCGUUAGCUGUUCUGAUAUUUUCUCAUGGUUCACCAGAUCAAGGGUACCAAGACUUUCCGAAAGGGAAUGCACAAUCCUUAAGAAUUUUACGUGCGAUGCAGAUCCUGAGAAUGUUAAUCUAUUCACCGAUUUAUACUUGCGAGAAACACUUUUUUGGAAAAAGCCAGUUUCCGAGUACAGGUGUCGCUUCGCCCGAAUCACUUUCAAUUUUUACGAAUUAGGAGAAACACUUCAAGAUGGUACCUUAAAAUCGAUUGUAAUCGAGCCGCCAUAUUCGUCUCGAUAUUUAUAUCGAUUUCUGGAGAGCCUGAAAGAAAAUUUAAAAAACUCUCAAUAUAAAUUCUCUAAUCAAUUUCAGGAACUUUCCGCCGACAAGUGGCCUCGUUCUCAACAAUUACUGAUGGCUGCCCUCUCUCAACUCUUAAGUCAUGCAACGGAUGCUCUGCAUUCCUGGGAUCAAAAAGCCAAAGAAGAAAUUGGACAUUCAAAGGCACGCGUUCUGUACAGCUGGAAUUUCGUCAAGGACGGUGACAUUCGUCAACUCGUUAAACUCCUUGAGGCGCAUCCACUCGAAGCGGUAUCGCUUCUACCAAAAUUUACGGAAUUCGACACAUUUUUGGAAAAUAAUGAAACGGAAUUUAUGUUAUUACAAAAAAUGAGGGAGACCGUAUGCGAUCUACGGUUCGAGAAAGACGGUUAUUGGAAGCAGUCAAGCAGGCAACACUUUUUGAACGAACUUUGCUCCUUUGAUCUUCAUCAACUUUUGAGAAGUGCUAUCGGUGAACAAUUUCUUAAUGCAGCGCUCGGACGUACACAGGAACUACGUGAAAUCCAACCGCUAUCUACCACCAUUAUAAGCUUUAUUGAUAUUUUCAUUAAUUUAACUACAGCUUAUCCAGAACUUUCUUUUCGUUCAAACUUAAUCAAUGCCACUACGUGGAGGAAUCUGCCGACUGAUACGAAAUUGGAGCUUAUCAAAUUCCAGAAAUCCUGGAUACGCAGUCUGAUGCGUGAAAGUAGGAUAACUUUUUCUACUUCGGGAAGAAGUGGAAAUAAUAAAAGAAAUGAAACCGGAAAUGAGACCUGGGAUAACGCAUUUGACUUGGUCAGGAUGAAUCGAUUUUUGAAGAUCGUUUCCGGACUCGUACAUUGGAUCUCUGGUGGAGACAUCUGGCAGAAAGUGCGUGAUUCAUAUAAGGAAUCGAAAAUUGAACCCUUACUGGAUGUCAUUGAAGAGUUGCCAAAUUUACUUGCUUCCGGUGUUGACACUUUCUUGUAUUCGAAUCAGUUGAAUGAUUAUAUACUGGGACUCUUUGCCGAACGCAAUGAUAUUUGCGACUUCGAUCAUUUUCUGCUGGUACCAAGUUUCAUUCAUGAUGAUUCACUGCGUUCGCGACUUCGAAAUUUUUGUACCAAAGUAUUAAAAAGUCAAGAGAAUCUAAGUAGCAAAGAUUUUGUACCAUUUAAUAAGGAUUACAAUACUGCAGUGUCGGGGAUGGGAAUCUCAUCGACAGAAUCAUCAAACGAGACUUACUUUUUUCAUAAUCUAGAACACUUCCAGUCCAUUUUAAUUCGUUCAUUGAGCGACGGUUUUGAAUCACCGGAAUUACCAAAAUGGUGGAUUUCUUUUAAAAAUAAAUCAUUGAAAGAAUUUCGCACGCUCCUUGGAAUUAAGAACCCAAAAGAAUUAUCACGAUUGGUUGUUCAAAAAUCCAUGUUGCUCUUACGUGGUUUAUUGGAAUCUUCGAGCCUCUCCAUUAAUAGAAAUUGUUCCUGGUGCAGUGUGGCUGAAAAUGCUAUCGACAUUUUGAAUUCUCAACUGUCACAACAUGCACUUUACGGCGAAUAUUUCUGCAAGGCUGCGAAGUGGAACUCUGUUCAGCUAAAGGAAGCAUUCCUCGGCCCCUUAGGAUGGAAUAAGACCAUGACUAUGAUUCAGGGGCAUGAGAUUCAAACGCAAAACAAGACGAGAACUCUUGAAGAAUUUGUGAGAAGUCUUGAAGUAUCAUUAAACUACGUUCUUGAGAUCAUCAUUGACUAUUCGGAUGCUGGAUGGCGAGAAAAAACUGUUACUUGCUUCUACGAAUUCGUGGGAGGCCCUAAUUACUCACGAGCAGGGUUAUGGAUUUCAUUGGGAAUUGGAGGAAUUGAUAUACUGAGGCACAAUCUUCCUCUGUUAAAUUCAACUGAAAAACAAAUAAUUGUCCUUGGGAAUUUGAGUCGAAUGGUAGAAAAGAGUGUACCAAUUUGGACGCCAUUGAGUGAAGUAAUUAAACCAUCAGAAAUAAAAAAUAUUGAGCGUCUGCUACCCAAUGCCAGCAUAAAUGUAAACCUGUUUUCUGAAGUAAACGGUGAAAAUUCUUCAUCAAUCUACAAGAUUCUUAGUUCAAAGAAAUCAGGAAAACUUAUUCGGUUUUCUUCUUCUCCACGUCAACAACUUCAGGACACGUGUUCUUCCUGCCUUCUAGAGAUCUCUGAGGCCCUUUCACGUAGUGUCGAUCGAGAUAUCCUCAAGCACGAAUUACCCAAGUGGAGGGAGAAGAAAACUUGGGAUUUGAUUUGGCUCGAUGAGGCUCUUGAACACUUGAGUUCAGCUAUGGCGGAAGUUGCGACUCUUUUGGAUUUGGCAAGGAAAGUUGACUUUAAUGAUGUUUCAAAAAUUAUGCAGGCACCGGAUAUUGUUGACGGCAUCCUGAAACUUCUUCAGGACAAAACUGUGGACAAGUUAUUCGAAGGAUUUAACGAAAUCCUUGAUGACGUCGAACCGUUCCUCACUGAUCCAAUCAUUAAGGAAGAUCUUCACAAAGUCCUUGAGAUAUUUGAGUCUUUAGAAAUCUUCAAGAACUUGGGACUGUUGAACGUAAAAUAUCCGAUCAAAGAAAUGUUCAUCAAUUGGGAUGAAUUAAAAUCUUUUUUGGUGAAGGACAUUCAGAUAUCAGAUGAUGUUGUGGAACGUUUCGCCAGGGCAAAGAUAGAUACAAUAUCAAUAUUGAGAAAGCAACAAAAAAAUAUAAAUUUCGGAGAAACAAUCUGUUCUCCUCAAUUCCAUAAUAUCGUUCGAUUUGGCCCUGGUCCAUUUAAUGCUGAAAACGUUUCUUCGAUGCUCUGUCAUUUCGAUGAACAGCAAACUCGCAACUUGACAGUUGCAUUACUGGAAAAAAUCAAUUUCCCUUAUAUCUUGCACAACCUAAUGAGCAUCAACGUGAAGACCAUCCUAUCUAAAGCGGAUCUGACCAAGGACGAAGCAAAGGAAUUGAUGAGUAACUUUACCGUGGUCGGACAACUAGUCCGAAAUUUUGCAAAAAUAUUGCCAGCAGAAAGUUUGACCUUCUCUGAACCUUUCGAAUCAACAUCCCCUUUAGGUUUUUUCGAGGAUGCUGGAAAGAUGAUGUGCGGUCGAGCAGUUAUCGGAAAAACACGCGGACUUUACAAAGUUCUGUCAAGGAUAGAAGAGCAGAAAAAGAAAUUCGACGAGGAGGAGCUGGCAUCGUUACCGACCGACUUCUGUAGAGAGACGUAUAAGAACAUAGUGAAGAUGAAUGGCGGUAAAAUAAUAUGGUCCUACGUGAAGCCGCUGUUACGCGGCCGCAUCCUUUAUACUCCAAGAACAAAAGUCCUCGGUGAGGUAAUGUCUCUGGCGAAUCAAAGCUUCACGGAGUUUGAGAAACUUCAGCAGGUGGUUACUGGGUUCGGAAAGAGUCUAGCGUCCCUGGUUCAGCUGUCGUCCAAGGAUCGGUUACUCGAAGACCUUCAAGAAGUCCUCUCAUCAGAAACCAUGAAGCUUGCAAUUCAAUCUUUCCUUCCGGACAACGCUGACCUUGACGAUGGACCCUUGGAUCUUGAUCUUCCAAGACUCGCUCGUUGGCUAAGCAGUAACGGGAAGCUGCUGCAGAAUGUGAAUACUCUGGAAAAGUUAAUGGAAUGCGUCCUGGUGGAUCGUAUUCGGGGCUUUGAUACCGAAGAGGAUCUUGAGAGAGAAGCUGAUGUUCUAACUCACACAAAUGAAUUCCUAGCUGGGGUCGUCUUUAUUCCUCGUUCAGGACGCUCACGACGCUCGGCGUCCUUCCAAGAUAGUCUACCAGCUAACGUGACGUAUAAAAUCCGAAUGGAUGUGGACUACGUGCCGACGACCAGUAGAUUGAAGAAUCAAUUCUGGUCACCGGGACCGGAAAGUAAUUUCAUUGAAGAUCUGAGGUACCUCCGUGGUUUCAUUCAGCUUCAAGACAGCAUCGACAGGGCAAUCAUAAGAUCAAAGAUACGAAGACAAACAGAUAUUGAUCCAUCAACGCAAGAUUGGACAACGCUCACUCGUCAGAUGCCUUAUCCGUGUUGGAAAUAUGCGCCUUUUCAGUCGACGCUUUAUGAAUCUCAGGGAAUUCAAACGUGCUUUUUCUUCGCACUGAUGAUGUGCGUCGGGGCGGCUAUUAGACACAUCGUCUGGGAAAGAGAGUCCCAAAAUGCGAUGGUAAUGAACGUCAUGGGCUUGAAGCCUUGGAAAAGCACUCUUGCUUGGUACCUGACGACCUUCAUAGAAUUGGUCAUUGUAAUGGUGUCCAUAUGCACAAUACUCACUUUUGGCAAAAUUCUUCCACGUUCAGACCCGUCACUAUUAUUGUUUCUACUGUUCACCUACAUCUUCUCCGUCGUGAGUUUCUGCUACAUGAUCUCAAGAAUGUUCAGCUCUGCAAGUUUAGCUGCUGUCACCGGAGUUGUCACUUUCCUCCUGACGUAUAUGCCUUACGUCGUUGUAAUAGCUAUGGAAGCCAACAUGCAGCUGGGAUACAAGAUUUUUAUGUGUCUAAGCAUGUCAACAAGCUUCUCCUAUGGAUGCUUGUAUGCAGUACGUAGAGAAGUCCAAGGAACUGGCCUAACCUGGGGAAUCCUUUGGGAGGAAUCAAGCCCUGAAGAUUCCAUGUCCUUAGGUUUAGUCCUACUGAUGCUGAUUUUCGACGGCUGUCUGUAUACAUCGAUUGGCUACUUCAUCUCCAGGUACACGAAUUCGGGCUAUAUUGUAAAGGAAUUAUUUACCCUUGAAUCACGCUAUAGGCCACUCACCUGCGACACGUACAUUCGUUCUGAUUACACAGAACUUAUCAAUGACUACUACCUGACUAACGAAGUAGCACAACCUUCGAGCACUCAUCAAGAAUCUGAAAACAAUACUAGCAGCGUAAUAAUCAACGAGAAACAGAUCGGCGUGAGUUUCGAAGGAGUUCGAAAAGUUUACCGACUUGAAGAUGGGCGAGAAUUGGUAGCCGUGGAGGAUUUGAACCUGAAACUCCACGAGGACGAGGUCACCGCAUUGCUUGGACGUAACGGAGCCGGAAAGACCACGAUAAUCAAGAUGCUUACCGGGAUGCUUGCACCAAGUAACGGGGAGAUUCGAUUAGGCAGCAGCAAUGGUACCAAACCAGAGAUUGGUGUCUGUCCUCAGGACAAUGUUCUUGUAGACUGUCUAACGGCAAGGGAGCACAUGCUUUUUUAUGCGAAACUAAAAAAACCAGAUGCACAGGAUAAAGAAUUAUUAGUCCACGUUAACACGAUGCUGGAGUCUUUGGAGCUUGGUGAACAAGAAGAUGAGAUAGUAUCUCGACUAUCCGGUGGUACACGAAGACGCCUCUGUGUCGCUCUGGCAUUCUUAGCUUCCCCAAAGUUUGUAAUCCUUGACGAACCUGGUGCCGGCGUCGAUCCUGCUGCAAGACGACGUAUCUGGCGUCUCAUAGAUAAGCAUAGACAAGGACGCACUGUUUUACUAUCGACCCAUCAUCUAGAUGAGGCAGAUAUGCUCAGUGAUACCGUAGUGCUUAUGCACAAGGCCAGGAUCCUCUGGGUGGGUUCACCGCUUAGCCUAAAGACGAGCUACGGAAAAGGAUAUAAGCUCCAUAUACUUUUUGCGCAUCCCCACGACACAGGAUCUUCGCAAAGGUCAACAGCUUCAUUAUCUGAAAUACCAGGAGCAACAGCACAGUCCUUAACGACGACGUCGCUCGGGGAAAAACGUUUGGAGACCUUGAUCAGCUUGUUGGCAAGUGUCGUGCCAAAUGUUACACUUAACGAGAAUUCCGGUUCUCAUCUCAGCGUUACUUUACCGUUCAAUGGACCACAUGGCGCGUCUAAUGACAUCGCGGGGGUUGCCAGACUUCUAGAGGAGAAUCGACACAGCCUUAACUUUUCUCACUUUUCCUUGGAAUGCGACGACCUAGAGAGCGUCUUUCUGGAGUUGUGUGGAGACACCGAACACAAGGAGUCAGCAUGGCAAGGACGUGGUGGACGAGACAGGCUUGCGAGCCGCGCGAGUAUCUCCAGUGCGCCUUCAAUAGGUAGAGACCCAGCGACCAGAAGUCUCUCAGCAUCGACGACCACCGUGUCCCUGGGGAUGUCAGCGACGACGGAACGUCUCGACCUGAUCGGCACCGAAGAACGAAGUAAUUUAGGUGGCUUCGCAGGAUUUUCCCAAGCAAAAGCACUUCUGCAAAAGCGCCUCUGGCACUUUGCUAGGGAUUGGAGAGCCCCGUUGGCGGCUCUUCUUCUGCCGAUGCUCUUCGUCGCGGUGGCGAUGGGGUUCUCGCUAAUCAGGCCACCCUCCGCCGACGAGCCACCCCUCCUUCUCAGCCCAAACCUCUACGAGACCAAUUCGCACGCCCCAAUCCACUUCUACAGCAUUGAUAAUAACGUUAUGAAUUAUAAUUUCCUGAAGAGCGUCUCACAGGAAUUACGUGAUCGCUUCGCGACGUCCAGAGGCGUGGCAACGUGGCAAAUGUCACUUAACGACACAGGGUCGUGCCAGUGUGUCGAUGGUGAGCAACAAUGCCAUUCAAUCACUCAGUCCAAAGAAGGCCUUGUGGAGACGCCUCCAGGUCAACCGACCCUUCACUGGAUAAUAUCCACGCACCAGCAGUACAUAGAAAAAAGAUAUGGAGGAUGGUCUCUAGGAGAUACGAAAAAUGGCAGCCCACUCUUUACCGUCUGGUACAACAACAAGGGUCAUCACUCCCUGCCAGCGUACUUAAGUGCUCUAAAUGAGGCUAUCCUUCGUGCAUCCGGUAUUCCUGGUCAUAUUACAACCAUCAAUCAUCCCCUCAAACUCUCUCGGGAUCAGCUCAACAGAACAAGUUUAAUACAGCACGUGGCAGACGUCGGCGUAGCUCUGGUACUAUUGAUAGCUUUCAGUCUGGUCGGUGCUCAAGGUGCUAGAGAACUCGUCCGCGAGAGACUCACUGAGGAGAAACGCAUUCUCUACCUAGCCGGCGUUCAUCCCUUUACCUACUGGAGCACAGCCUUCCUUUGGGACUUUUUCGUCUUUGGCUGCUCGAUUUGUCUAGCAGUGAUAGUCUUUCAGAUAUUUGGUCUCUCAACGUACGUUGCCAGGGAUAACCUGCCAGCCAUUUGCCUUGUUUUGAUACUAUUUGCGUGGGCAGUGAUACCAUUGACGCAUUUCAUGGAAAAGAUCUUCGACGACGCAAGCGUCGUCAACAUGAUUCUCUUUUGCGUGAACACCUUCAUAGGAGUGGCUGCUUUGGCAACGAUCCUCAUCAUCGACAUCCUUGGAAACAGUAAGACAGCUGAGGAUAUCCGGGAAAUUCUUCACAAGAUAUUCCUGAUACUUCCGCAGUAUGCACUCGGUGAUAGCUUGGUUCGUAUGGCCAAGAAUGACAUCACGGCAGAACUCUUAGAGAGAUUCCAUAUGGACACUUACGUGUCUCCUCUUGGAUGGGAACUUCUUGGACUGCACUACGUCGUCUUCUUGGUAGUGGGAGCCAUCUUCUACCUGUUGAAUCUGGCCAUUGAGUGCCGUCUUGUUCCUGGGUUCCCGGGAUACUUGUACCGUAUAGGAAAAUGCAAUAAAAAUUCUGACCAGGAUCAGAUUGACAAUGUCAACGAGGAUGAAGACGUCCUAAUAGAGAGGAGAAGGGUCGAAUGGUCAAGAGAAAGCCACGACCUCUUACGCGUACUCAAUCUCCGAAAGGAGUACCAAUCUGUAGACUCCGGGAAAAAGGUGGCCGUUCAGGAUCUUAGUUUUGGCGUACAGCCCGGAGAGUGUUUUGGUCUCCUGGGCGUUAAUGGCGUCGGUAAGAGUACCACGUUCAAGAUGUUAACUGGGGAAAUCGAGCCGACGGAUGGGAGGAUCUUCGUCGCUGGCAAGGAAGUCGGUAGACGACCUGAUUCUUCCGGUAGGAUUGGAUACUGUCCGCAGGACGAUGCCCUCGACGGCUUCCUCACACCUCGUGAAAUUCUCUCUAUCCAUGCUCGUCUUUGUGGUUUGCGCAACGUUAACACGGUAGUCGAGUCAACCUUAGAAAGAUUUGAUUUGACAAAGUAUGCCCGCCAGAGGGUUGACAGAUUAAGCGGAGGAAAUAGAAGGAAGCUCUGCGUCGCAAGAAGUGUCAUGUCACCUGGGGUCUCCAUUGUUCUUAUGGACGAACCAAGCAGCGGCAUGGAUCCAGCUUCGAAGGAACUAGUUGCUAGGGCUGUCCGACGUGUUGUCGAUAAUCGUGGUUGUGUUCUUCUGACAUCACACAGCGUCGCUGAGUGUGAAAAUAUUUGCACGAGAGUAGGGGUCCUUGGAAACGGUCGGAUCAGAUGUAUAGGAUCACCAGAGGGUCUUAAACACAAAUAUGGAAAGGGUUACGUCGCAUUCUUCAGAGUGGCCACGGAGUAUGGAGGUCUUGUCGAAUUAAAACGCGCCAUUGCCAGGCAUCUUCCUGAGGCUAUAAUCUCUUCGAGGCAGAUACGAACAGCGCGUCUCCUUAUUCCGUACAGAGAUGAACAAAUUGGAGGAAUGGAGGGAGAUUUGAAAAUAAGUGAAAUAUUUGAAAAAGUUAAGAGGAUAGCUGAGGAACUAGGUGCUAGUGAUUAUACGCUCAAUCAAUCCUCAUUAGAUCAGGUGCUGGUUAAUUUCUCGCAGCCCUUGCAAGAUGACGAGGAUACCAAAGGGAGCAGUGGUACUUCUAAGAAUUCCAAAAACAACUCUCCACGAAAAGGCAAUUCAGUUUUCAACAACGAGGCUUUCAACAGCGAAGACCACAUAGCCAUGGAAACGUUUUAACUGAGUUAAUUCUACACUCUCAGCAUCGUUCCUCAUACCAAUUUUGCUUUUGGUAACAUUUAAAAAAUAGCACUUUAUAUGAUACAAACGAAAAAGAGCAAAAUACGCUAUUAUCAAAUUUUAUUCUAUCCAUCAUGUGAGACUUUUCUCCCGUUCUCUCUAUUUCUUAACUAAGAAGCAAUAGUAAAGAGUCAUUAGACAUUUACCAAACGACUAUCGAACGAAGCCCAAGUUUGAUGGUCAUCACACCUGAGUAACUAAAUAAGUGGAUAGAGAGGAAAUAGCAAUGAGAAAGAGAGAGACAGAAAGAGAAGAUCCCUCGCCGAUCCGGUAUACAGCAACUUGAACCACUUUGAACCAGUAUACUAGCAGACCAAACACGUAUUUUCAGCAUGGUGGCACGCGUAUGGUAUCUAGGUAACCACAAAAGGUAAUGAUGCCCAUAACACAUUAUACUAUACAGUGUUAUACACGGCAAACGCACGAGCUGAAAUUAGCCGUGAAUUAGUGAUUUGAUGAAUCAGGGCCAGGUGGCAUCAUUAAAGAAAUGAAAGUUAACGUUGCAACGUUGCUUUUAUCAUGAAUUUUACAUUCUUUUAUUUUAUGUCAAAAGUUUGGCCACAGUCAAAGUCACGUUAAAGUGCACCAAGGCUGCGUUUCAAGAUGAGUAGACCCUAUCAUUCUUGCUUAUAGAAAAAAAAAGAUGUAUGUAUAUACAUAUUUCUCUUGGAGAUUGGCUCCAAAACUGGCAUAUUUUCUAAGCUCAUCAAUGAUAUCUUUGUCAUGCAAGAUAUGUAUAAUAUAACUUGACUCAAGUAUUCUGACCGUA